Molecule: messenger RNA, 528 nt
Organism: Guillardia theta CCMP2712
Lineage: Eukaryota; Cryptophyceae; Pyrenomonadales; Geminigeraceae
Exons: 1
Coding region: 1-528 (175 amino acids)
Source: RefSeq, a predicted model, not a curated record
AUGGAUGAAGCACUUGGGCAUAUUGAGAGCAAUACAAGGUUCUCUGACAUGAAGCUGUUCGACGGCGUAAGCUCGGGAUGUACAAUAGAAACAAGCAACGAAAGCACCUCAGCAGAUGCCGAAGUCGGUAGUAUCUCUUCAGGAGACGAGAUAGCACAUCAAGGACACGACGCUGUUGGAGUAGGCGGGAAAGCCACCAUCUCAGGAGAAGAAGCGCGUGAAAUAUUUUCGCGAAAGCCGGUGGAUACUGGGUUGACUACUAGAGCUAGCAUCAUUCUGAGCAAGAGCUUUCAUAUCAGUCCUAAGGCAGUGCGUGACAUCUGGAACAAGAGGACGUGGGUUCGAGAAACUUUGUCGCUGUGGACGCCGGAGGAGCUGCACAGAUAUGCGCAGUCCAAGAGAUGCCCUAUUGCCGAGGAUGGGAUCUGUCCUUUCGGGGAAUUGUGCAACUGUAGGAAAAGACCCGGACGACCUGUGGGGUCCAAAGACUCAAAGCCAAGGAAGCGACGGAUGCAUUCUUCGUCAUGA